UAACGAGAGCUGGAUAGCGUGUGCCUCAGCACUGUGGCCUCAGCUGUCCUCUUCACUGACAGGAAAAUAAUAGUCUUGUUUAGUGUGGGGGCGAAUUGUAGGAAUGUUUAAACAGAGUGAACAAGUUGCUAGCUGAUACUAUGUGUCUCCUAUGGCUUUUUUUGUUGUUGUUGUUGUUUUGCUUUGUUUUGUUUUGUUUAAUGGUUUAAUAUUUUUUCACUGCAGACUUUAGAAGGCAAACCUAGCUGUCCUGUAGAAAUGAACUGAUGGAAACUGCACCCCUGAGGUCAGGAAAACACACUUUCCUCAUCAUGAACUCAGGCAUACCAGCUCCGUUCUUUCUUUCUCUCAUCCUUCACUGAGACAUUCCACACUCAGCUGACAUUCUUGUGCUCACUCGCUCUCAAAUUGAAGGGCCCCUCUGGAGGACGGAGAGACGCAUCACGUGCUUUAGGCUACCCAUCCCUCUCCUCCUCUUCUCUCUCUUCAGCCCAGUCUGUUUUCCUUCUUCCCUGUGCGCACAGUCAGCAAGGAGAGUCCAGAGCGAGCACCGUGACGAGUCCCGGAUAAUUCCGUUACUGAUCCGGAUCUGGAGAUAUUGCGAUUGUUCCCACGAGGAUGUUCUCGAGGCAGCCAGGACCGUCGAGGUGUGCUUUCGCGUCUCCACCGUUCUCACACUUCUCCUCGGUCGAGCCUGAGUGGCACUGCGCUCGCGCCGGCGUCUGUGGAAGCACGCAAACUUAACCAGGGUGACUCCGGCGGAUUCACAGCAGAAGUCUGUGACGCACUGUGACUUUAAGGUGCAGGGAAAGCGGGAAGAAACUGACAAUUUGGCGUCUUCUAAAAUAAGGGAGGUUUUUGGUAGCAGCUUCCGGAUCGGUGAGAAUGCAGCCGGUACGGAGCGCAUGAGGAAACGUGGACAAACUGCGAGUCUUUGCUAAUUCGUUCCUGGAAGAUUUCGACGUGUGCAUCGGAUGUGCGCAGGAGUUUGUAUCCGCUAAUUUUUUGAGGACAAGCGCCUGGUUUUAUGCGCGAAAUGUGUGAAAUGCGCACCCCGCGACCCGUCGACUCCACUUGGCCAUUGCGCUUUUGGCCGAGACGCACCCAAGGCCAGCUGCACAUGAAAGAGCAAAAUGUAUAACAUGCAAAAUUUCACGUAUUUCUAAUGCGUAAAUGCGUUUGAGGAUUUCUGGGUAACUAUAUGCGUCAUUUCGUAACUUUGCUGCGUCUGUUUUGGAACGUGGAUUUCUACAUUAGAGCCUAACUGAGUGUUUAUUAUUUAUUUUUCCCCCAUCUAUUUUUUUCGUCUUCGUUUUUCCGCGGUCAUGCUCCGGCAAAUGCUCUUGAAUUCGACGGCGGCGGCGGCGCGAGACUUGGACGCUAUAAGCCAGACGCACGCGCCGGCUCCUCUGGACGUCUCACACGCGCCCGUGAGUGUGUCGGCGCUGCUGAAGCCCGCGGGUCGCGGAGGCGCAGGCGGGGGCGCGCUGCGUGGAGGCGAGCUCAGUAAACCGGACCUGACGACCUACGUGGUCAUGUGCAUAGUGCUCUUCCUCCUCGUGCUGCUAAUUGUGGUCUUCAUCAACUGCCAACUGCGCAACUCGUUCUUCGCCUCCACGCCGUAUGACCGCUCUCUGCGCGAGGCCCGAACCUCGUAUAAAUGA
Ictalurus furcatus (blue catfish) is the source of this 1664-nucleotide messenger RNA. Its product is annotated as small integral membrane protein 32-like. The transcript has a single exon. The record is from RefSeq and is a predicted model, not a curated record. NCBI's taxonomy places the organism in Eukaryota, Metazoa, Chordata, Actinopteri, Siluriformes, Ictaluridae. The coding region runs from base 1326 to 1664 and encodes 112 amino acids.